Messenger RNA from Owenia fusiformis, 1054 nucleotides. Lineage: Eukaryota; Metazoa; Annelida; Polychaeta; Sabellida; Oweniidae. The record is from the annotation of a GenBank genome assembly.
CGCCUCUUUAUUUGACAAGUGCUGGGAUUUGGAUAAACAAUUAGUUCCUUAUUGAAAUUCAUAUCGAUUUACACAUGACUUAGACAGGUGUGUAGAUACGCUAUAACUAAUGUGCAGAACUCCCUCUCGCUUGAACAUUAGAAUAAAAACAUUAUUCUAUAAUUCCACAAAUGUAAAGAUAUAAUUAUCAGAAGUCAUAUUUAUUUAUGAUUGUGUUCGAUACAAAACAAAUGCAACGAGCAUUACGUUUUUGCAAGUAUAACUAAAAAAAUACAAAAACACUCACCUGCGAUUUUCAAAAAGUGUACCAUCCUGGAUUUCCACAAACUAAACUUGUCGUCUAACUAAGAAAUUACCCUAUAUUAAAAGUGUAAUAAAUCUUUUGUUAGAUGUAUUGCUACAGCGAAGACUCCACCAUUAAAGCCUGGGGUGAUGUACAAUGAUUCCGAUGCAAUUGGGAUUGGUGCAUGUGAUAGAGGACCAGUCAGAUUUACCAGCAAAAAGAGUGCGACGGGUCUCAAUAAAGUCGUUGAAGUGUCUUUUUAUUCAAGUAACACUGAGGCCCCUGGUAUGCCAGCAACAUGUACAAUAAAUUGGAACGCAACAUAUAAAAAUCCAAAACAUUACGGAAAUGCAGUUGACCAAUCGCCUCUAUCGAGCUGCUUCACUCUUCUGAAUUACAAGGUCAACACACAUGCGCAAAAGAGAAAAUCUCCUAUCGUCUUGUUGAAAUACUUUUGGUUCUUCAUACUUGACUGGGAAUACAGAAAGUGAGCUAACCUUUUAUUUGAACAAAUGCUUACGUACCAUUUAUACAGUUUACAAAAUGAUGUAAAAAUGAAUUUACGAUUUAUGCUAUUGUAAUAAAGAAAUUCCAAGGUCACACAUUUCAAAUUGGAAAGGUUCUAUAUGGAGAUACAUAUUGCAGCAUUUCUCCAAUGAAAACAUAAACAAGUCGAAGCGUCGGGUGAAAGUUCGACCUGUAGGAUCGAUUCAAACCUCUCUUCUGCAGGCCUAAAUAAUGGAAAUGGUAUAAAUCUAAAUUCAAUGUGUC